Messenger RNA from Paraphaeosphaeria sporulosa, 671 nucleotides. RefSeq lists its product as uncharacterized. The record is from RefSeq and is a predicted model, not a curated record. NCBI's taxonomy places the organism in Eukaryota, Fungi, Ascomycota, Dothideomycetes, Pleosporales, Didymosphaeriaceae. The transcript has a single exon. Bases 214 to 600 code for a protein of 128 amino acids.
GCUGGUCAGAAACUGACAGUGCUAUGAUGCCCAGACCAGCGCCAGAUUCGACGGAAGGCGGCCCAAGGAAAGUCACCCCGAUAACCGAACCAACAAGCCCGAAAGACGCAAAGUUGAACGGGAAAACGAUUGGGUGCGCAACGGACGCCAGAUGGAUAUGGUACAAAGGUGGUCGCACACGGGCAGCCGAAUAUGCCUCAAUAGCGGAGAUGCAUGGUGGAGAUAAAGCGCGCAGCGCGCGUUUGGAGCGGCGCGAGGGCGCAGGCAGCACCGCGGAAAGUGAUGCAGAAGAGGUGGCAGAACGUUGGCGUCGAAGGCAGUGUUUUUGUCGCAACGACGUCAGCUGGUAAUGGAGCAGUAUGCGACCAUCUUAUGGGCCGGGAACGGCGGGAGAGCCGCUCCCAUCACGAUAGCAUGGCACCAAUCCAACCCCUUGCGAUAGCGCAAAGCGCGUCCGCCUCGUCACGACGCCAGCAUCGUCGCAGCGUGACCCUGUCCUCUGCUCUUCUUUGUCUGGCUCUGAUCCUGGCGUCGACAGCCUCGCAGCGAGCCGCGUGCGGCCUCACCCUUUCCCGCCGACGACACCGCAGCAGCCAAUAGGACAGCCACCGCCCUGGCAUUGGUGUGUCUCAGGAAGGCAUCGUUCUAGAAAGCCGUAUCCCUUGAAUGCG